Molecule: messenger RNA, 1473 nt
Organism: Suillus paluster
Lineage: Eukaryota; Fungi; Basidiomycota; Agaricomycetes; Boletales; Suillaceae
Product: Pkinase-domain-containing protein
Exons: 7
Coding region: 1-1473 (490 amino acids)
Biological process (GO): regulation of mitotic cell cycle; protein phosphorylation
Cellular component (GO): nucleus
Molecular function (GO): cyclin-dependent protein serine/threonine kinase activity; ATP binding
Source: RefSeq, a predicted model, not a curated record
AUGGCAUCGCUAGCAGGAGUACCCGAUCGCUGGAAGGUCUUGUAUAUGAGCUAUCAUCAGGAUAGCUGCGGAGAAUACCUGAUAUGUUACCUGCUCAGCUUCACGAAGUUGGCUGCGGACAACCUUCAGUUCCUGCCCCAGAAGCUUGACCAUCUCAGUUGCGAGCUCUGGGUCCAUGACAUUAUCCAUACUGACGACAGGAGUGUUCAACGGUUCAACGAUGAUGAUAAAGCGCGCGAGACAACUUCUUCGACAUCAACACCGCGCAAAAGAUCAAAAUGGGACGAGGAAGAUCCCGAUGACAUUGCAAUUCGCCAACACCAACAGUCCUCGAAACGUUCCGUAAGGCCUAGGUCUCGCGGCGCGCCCCCACCCAGUCCCGUCCGUUCAGACUCGCAUCCUGCUACCAGUCGUCCUUCCCGUCCACUACAUAGUAUCUAUGUCCCUCCUCGAACUCACCAUCCAUCAAUCCAACCGUCGCGUUCGGUGUACUGUUACGAAAGACUCAAUCAGAUCGAAGAAGGGUCCUAUGGUGUUGUCUUCCGGGCGAGAGAUAAAGAAACAGGCGACAUCGUCGCUUUGAAGAAGUUAAAGCUUGAUGAGGAAAAACACGGUUUUCCUAUUACUGCCCUACGUGAAAUCAACGCUCUCAUAGAGGUUGUGGUCGGAGAUACCUUGACUCAAGUAUUUGUAGUGAUGGACUUCAUCGAGCAUGAUUUAAAAACUCUUUUGACACUCAUGCCCUCGCCCUUCCUCCAAUCCGAAAUCAAGACACUCAUGCUUCAAUUGCUGUCCGCGGUCGCACACUGUCAUUCUAACUGGAUACUUCAUCGCGAUCUGAAGACCAGCAAUUUGCUCAUGAACAACCGUGGGACUAUCAAAGUUGCUGAUUUUGGCCUUGCGAGGCGGUAUGGAGACCCUGUAGGCGUUGGUGGUCUGACCCAGCUUGUUGUGACCCUGUGGUAUCGGGCUCCUGAAAUUCUGAUGGGAGCUACAACAUAUUCGACUGCUAUCGACAUGUGGUCCGUUGGGUGCAUUUUCGCUGAACUCCUCAUGAAGGAACCACUAUUUCAGGCGAAAAACGAAAUAGAACUUCUUUCCAUGAUCUUCAAGCUUCUUGGACCUCCUACUAGUUCAUCUUGGCCUGACUACUCUACUCUUCCUUUGGCGAAAACUAUCACUCUUCCCUCACCUCAGCCACAUCAAUUCCGUCAGCGUUUCCAUCAUAUGACAACCGCUGGGAUCGACCUCCUUAUAUCACUACUGACCUACGAUCCCGAGCAACGCAUCAGUGCUGAAGAAGCUUUACAACAUCCAUAUUUCAGCGAAUCUCCACUUCCAAAACACCCAGAUUUAUUUGGUUCAUUCCCAUCCGCUGCUGCAGGCGAGAGACGACGAAAGCCUUUCGACAGUCCAUCAGCGCCCGCGCGAGCAGCAGACUACAAACUUCUUACUGAAGUUGAUCUUCCGUAG